This is a messenger RNA of Xiphophorus maculatus (southern platyfish), 1918 nucleotides long. Its product is annotated as nuclear factor 7, ovary-like. NCBI's taxonomy places the organism in Eukaryota, Metazoa, Chordata, Actinopteri, Cyprinodontiformes, Poeciliidae. The record is from RefSeq and is a predicted model, not a curated record. The coding region runs from base 187 to 1566 and encodes 459 amino acids. The transcript has 2 exons. Gene Ontology annotation, molecular function: protein binding; zinc ion binding.
CAAUCAGAACUGAACUAAAGCAGGAAUCAGUUUGUGAUUGUUGGUUCCUGCAGAGAGACGAUCAGAUUCACCUUCAGACCAAACUAGCAGCUUCCUCUCAGUGAGUCCAGCUGCAGGACAGAAAAGUGGAAACCUCCAACUCUGCUGCUUCAAGCUGCUCACACUGGAGCUUCACUCAGAGACAAAAUGGCUUCCAGAUCAGAGGAGGAUCUCUGCUGUCCGAUCUGUCAGGACGUCUUUAUAGAUCCGGUUGUUCUGUCAUGUAGCCACAGCUUCUGUAAGGAAUGUCUGAAGAACUGGUGGAGAGAGAAACCAGCAAGAGAGUGUCCAGUUUGCAAAACAAGAGUGGUCACCGAAGAUGGACCCAGUAACCUCGUUCUGAACAACCUGUGUGAGACUUUCUUAGUGCCGAGAGACCAGAGAGAUUCAGAGAGUCUCUGCAGUCUGCACUCUGAGAAACUCAAACUCUUCUGUCUGGACCACCUGGAACCAAUUUGCGCCAUCUGCAGAGAUUCAAAAAAACACAUCAACCACAGAUUCAGACCCAUCGAUGAAGCUGCUCAGGAUCACAGAGAGAAUCUGGAAACAUUUCUGGAGCCUUUAAAGAAGAAACUGGAGCUGAAGAAGGAAGUUAAAGAGGAGUUUGAUCAGACAGCAGAACACAUGAAGGUCCAGGCCCGACACACAGAGAGGCAGAUUGUUGAGCAGUUUAAGAAGCUUCAUCAGUUUCUAGCAGAGGAAGAGGAGGCCAGGCUGGCUGCACUGAGGGAGGAAGAGGAGCAGAAGAGAGGGAUGAUGAAGGAGAAGAUGGAGGCUCUGAGCAGAGAGAUAGCAGCUCUUUCAGACACAGUCAGAGCCACAGAGGAGGAGCUGAGAGCUGAAGACGUCUCAUUCCUGCACAACUACAAGGCUGCAGUGGAAAGAGUCCAGCGCUGCCCCCUGCUGGAGGAUCCACAGCUGCCCUCAGGAGCUCUGAUAGACCAGGCCAAACAUCUGGGCAACCUGGCCUUCAACAUCUGGAGCAACAUGAAGAACAUGGUGACCUACACUCCUCUGGUUCUGGACCCAAACACGGCUCAUCCAAGAAUAAUCCUGUCUGAAGAUCUGAACAGUGUGAGUUUAGGAGAGACACAGAAGUUUCCUGAUAAUCCAGAGAGGUUUAAUCAUGGCUGUUCUGUUCUGAGCUCUGAAGGUUUCAACUCAGGGAACCACAGCUGGGAUGUUGAUGUUGGAGACAGUGAAUUCUGGAUGCUUGGUGUGAUAGAAGAGUCUGUUCAGAGGAAGGGAAAGAUAGAGUCUGGAUGGUUAGAUAUUGGAGUCUAUGAAGGUAAAUACUCAGCAGGGUCUCCACCUGCUCCUCUCAUAUUCCUCCCAUUCCAGAAGAAACUCCAGAGGAUCAGAGUGAAUCUGGACUGGGACGGAGGAAAACUGUCGUUCUCUGAUCUGGACACUAACACACACAUACACACCUUCACACACACCUUCACUGACAAGAUGUUUCCAUACAUUAACACCAUGGAUAAAGUAAAAAUCCUGCCAAUGAAGAUCUCAUUGAUCAAACAGUGACUGAUGUUCUGAGCAUGAAGAACACAAAGUCAAAAUGAAACCUUACUGAUCAGAUUUAAACUCUUUGCCACAGGAAGUUCUCAAUCCCUGCGGCUAUAAAACUGAACUUUUUCUCUUUUUCCACAUAGGACACUGAUAAUUAAGUCUCCUGUGGUCUUAGGGCGAUUGCUCAAGGGGAGUGCGGCAAAUGUCACGGUUGGCAAGCGGGGGGUUUUCCCAUAAGACGGUCACUUUUCAAAGCCACACAGAAAAAACCUGGUAAAAGCGCACACAGGGUCAGUGUGACCCGCCAGACUGCGCAUAGAGUAAAAACCUGAUGGGCCUAAAUGCCCCCAUCUCUUAAAACAGCAGG